GCAUUUGUUGAAGUAGUGUACAACUAGAAGUCAGAAGUAAACAGAAGACUAAUGUCAUGUGUUAAACAGUUCGAACUGUAACUUGUGUAAACUGUAGAUUCAGUUAUUUUAUAUCUGUACCUGUACGUUGAUAUUGAUUAUUUAGACCCGAGGACCACUAAUUAUCCAGAUGAGUUGAACUCAGUAUGCCAGUUAAGAAGGAUGCAGGCUUUUCAACUUUUCCCAGACAUGUUUUGAUUUCUUUAAGUGAAACCCAUCAAACUUCUAAGAAUACAACAUCAGGUAGGACUGAGACACGUAUGAAAAGUCGUUAUUUUGCAGUUUUGGUGUUUCUUUUCAUCUUCUUCCUUUGUAUGAUAGCUCAUUUCUCACACUGGGAGAACUUGGAGGAUCCAGAGCUUUGUCUGGAUAGUUAUCACAAUGAAGAAAUAAUUAAUUUAGACAUACUGAGGGAAAGAGUUCAUUUUAUUCAAACUAAACGACGGUUACCACAAGUAAUUAUUAUUGGUGUGCGUAAAGGAGGCACCCGAGCUCUUCUAGAAUUCCUUAAUGUUCAUCCCAUGAUUCAGAAAUCUUCAGAGGAAGAGCAUUUUUUUGAUAAUGAUGCUAGGCAUUCCCUAGGCUUGGAAUGGUAUCGUCGAAAGAUGCCUUUCUCUUUUCCUGGACAGAUCACUAUUGAAAAAAGUCCAGCAUAUUUCAUCACUGAUAAAGUACCAGAACGCAUCCAUGAGAUGAACAGUUCUAUUAAAUUACUUCUUAUUGUCAGGGAUCCAGUGACUCGUUUGAUUUCAGAUUAUUCUCAACUUGCAGCUAACAAGGCUAAAAAAGGGAAACCCCUUCCACCCUUUGAAGAACUAGUCUUUAAGUCGGAUGGUCAGGUCAAUAUGAACUAUAAGGCUGUAAAAAUCAGUAUGUAUUCCAUUUACUUGAAAAAGUGGCUAAAAGUUUUUAAUGACAAUCAGAUCUUGGUUGUAAGUGGAGACCAGCUCAUAAGUGAUCCAUUCUUAGAGUUAAAGCAAAUUGAAGAUUUUUUAGGCCUCAAACAUUACAUUAAAAGGGAAAAUUUCUACUACAACAAGACAAAAGGAUUUUUUUGUGUCCGAAAUGAAACCUUGGACAAAUGCUUGAAUGACAGUAAAGGCCGAAAGCACCCUGUGAUCCCAUCUGUUCUUAUUUCUAAGCUUAGACGCUUUUAUACUCCAUACAACAGAGAAUUUUAUCGGGCAGUAGGCAGAAGUUUUGCGUGGCUAGAAGAAUAGCACAUAUUAAUGUUUUAUUCUUAUUAUCUUCUUCUCGUUAACUUGGAAAUUAUUUGU
Limulus polyphemus (Atlantic horseshoe crab) is the source of this 1316-nucleotide messenger RNA. RefSeq names its product heparan sulfate glucosamine 3-O-sulfotransferase 1-like. Lineage: Eukaryota; Metazoa; Arthropoda; Merostomata; Xiphosura; Limulidae. The record is from RefSeq and is a predicted model, not a curated record. The coding region runs from base 186 to 1259 and encodes 357 amino acids. The transcript has 3 exons. Gene Ontology annotation, molecular function: [heparan sulfate]-glucosamine 3-sulfotransferase activity.